AUGUUGGUACUAGUUAUUGGCGAUUUACACAUUCCAGACCGAGCAAUUGAAAUUCCAGCUAAGUUUCGCAAGCUGCUUGUGCCUGGGAAAAUAGAAAAGGUACUAUGUUUAGGAAACAUUACUGACCGCGAAACCUUACAUUAUUUGCAAAGCCUGUCGCGUGAAUUUCUAGCAGUGAAGGGAGAGUUUGAUGACCCUGUAAUUUACCAACACGUCAAGACUGAGGACUCGAAUGGAUUCCGACAACAGCAGCAACAAUCUCUGCAGGAUAUUGGGGUUGGAAGUUUGAGCGGCAGUACAAGUAUAGGCGGCGGGUUUGCAGCAGUAUCUGGGGCCAACAGCAAUGGGGUUCCUGGCGGAGUUCCCAAGUCUUCAGCUGCUUACAUGUCGAAUGCUCCAGAUGGAGCCAGUCUCAACACAUAUGCGAGUGUAUCUAGUGGUGGCAGCAAUGAUGGGUUGGCUGUUAAGGUAGUUCAGAAACCAGCGACAACUGCAAAAACGACGGUGAUGAGUGUUUCUUUACCGUUGUCUCGGGUGGUAACUUUGGGAGAGUUACGGAUUGGGUUUAAUAGUGGCCACACGAUUGUUCCUAACAGUGAUCCAGACGCGUUGCUUAUUGCGGCGCGACAGCUGGACGUGGACAUUUUCAUUUGGGGUGGAACGCACCGGGUGGAGGCGUACAAGCUAGAGGGCAAGUUUUUUGUGAACCCUGGUAGUGCGACGGGUGCAUUUUACACUGGAUGGCCUGAUCCUGAGGAAGAAGAUGAUGAGGAAGAGGAUGAAGAAGGAGAAAGAGAAGGAGAAAGAGAAGAAGAGGACAAUAAAGAAGAAGAAAAAGAAGAAAAAGAUGAGGGCAAGGAAGAUGAUGAUAAGGCUAAGGAGGGAGAAGAGGAAGGUAAGAGCAAUGAUGAGAAGAAAUCAAAGGAUGGAGAGGAGAAACAAAGUGUUAAGGUUGUGGAACCCAAGGACCCGAUUCCAUCUUUUUGCUUGUUGGACAUUCAAGGGACAGUUUGUAUUGUUUACAUUUACCGGUACAUUGACGGAGAGGUGAAAGUUGACAAGAUCAAUUACCGUCGGGAUGAGUAG
Messenger RNA from Magnusiomyces paraingens, 1086 nucleotides. RefSeq lists its product as uncharacterized. Bases 1 to 1086 code for a protein of 361 amino acids. NCBI's taxonomy places the organism in Eukaryota, Fungi, Ascomycota, Dipodascomycetes, Dipodascales, Dipodascaceae. Gene Ontology annotation, cellular component: endosome; retromer complex. The record is from RefSeq and is a predicted model, not a curated record. Gene Ontology annotation, biological process: retrograde transport, endosome to Golgi; intracellular protein transport. The transcript is spliced from 3 exons.